CGCCAGUUCGUACCGCAUCAGAAGAUUCAGGAAAAAAGGAGACAUUGAGAGACUAAGAAAAAGGGGAUAUGGAGAAAGACGGACAGAUAGAAGUUGAGGAAGAGCCGUUGCGAGAACCGCCAGAUGAGGGAUUACAGGUACCUCCUAAAUCUUAUGCUGAAGCAGUGGGUGAUAAAGAGGAACUGGAUUGUAAAGUGCAUUUUGUUGCUGCUAUUGAACAUAAUGGUUGUAAAAUUGCAAAGAUGACGAAGGAUGAUACAAUGGAAGCAUCCACUUACUGGGAAACUGCAAUACCGAUGUGUAUCCUAGGUGCAAAUCCUCCCAUUGAGGUGGUUGAAGGUUUCGCUAAAAGGAUAUGGGAACAGGCAGAUAUUCUGGACAUUACUAUGCUCAAACCUGGGCAAUUUGUGGUUCAUUUUGGUAGAAUGGAAGUUACUGAGGAAAUAUUGAAGAAAAGCUACUAUUUCUUUGAUAACAAGCCAGUCAAUUCUGAUUGUAAAUCACUUCUCAAACCUCAUACCCCUUACUUUCAAAGCAAGGAUUCUAUUCUCUCGAUUAAAAACAAAGAAGUUCAUGAAGAAGCAAGGAAGAUGAAGGAGCCAAGAAGAAGAGGAUAUUAGCAAGAAAGGCUGAACUUGAAG
Molecule: messenger RNA, 641 nt
Organism: Cuscuta campestris
Lineage: Eukaryota; Viridiplantae; Streptophyta; Magnoliopsida; Solanales; Convolvulaceae
Source: the annotation of a GenBank genome assembly